GAGGAAGACGUUCAGACACCGAGGAAGACCUCAGACCUGUUAGAUUCGCUCCUGAAGUUUCUGGAGGUCUGGACGUUAUAGCUAUCACUGGAGCUGAAUGAGGAAGACGCUCGUGAAGCGGCUCGCGAAUGCUAGACGCGCAGAUUAAUGCAUCUGUAAGAGAAGCACGCGCUGUGUCCCGACGCAUCUGUGAGGGAGAUGGACUUCACAGCAGACGAGGAGCUGCAGGAGCUGUGUCCGGUGUGUGGAGAUAAAGUGUCCGGAUAUCAUUACGGCCUUCUUACCUGCGAAAGCUGUAAGGGUUUUUUCAAGAGGACGGUUCAGAAUAACAAGAGAUACACGUGCACACAGAACCAGGACUGUGGCAUCGACAAAACCCAGAGGAAGAGAUGCCCCUUCUGUCGCUUCCAGAAGUGCCUCAGCGUCGGCAUGAGACUCGAGGCUGUCCGUACAGACCGAAUGAGAGGAGGAAGGAACAAGUUCGGUCCCAUGUACAAGCGGGACCGUGCCCUGAAACAGCAGAAGAGAGCUUUAAUUCGAGCCAGCGGUUUUAAAAUAGAGGCCAACCCGUCUCUCCUGUCCAGCUCUCAGACAGAAUACCAGCUUCCCGGAUCGCUCUCAGGACUCCAUCCCACUUCUCUGUCCUCUCUGGAGUACGACUGCCCUCCUCUCUGCCCCCCGGCCCUGGGUGUAGCGCUGCAGAGCUAUGGUUCAUUCCCGGCUCAGUACCACUACACUGCUCCCUCCUUACCCAGCAGAUCGAUUAAAGCUGAAUAUCCAGACGCGUACUCCAGCUCACCAGACUCCUCGCUGGGGUACCCGUACCCUGACGGCUGCAUGCCUGCGUCCCCGCACACCAGCCCCAUGAACCCUGGCUUGCCCCCGCUGGUGCUCGAGCUGGUCAGCUGUGAUCCAGAUGAAGAGCAGGUGAGAGGAAAGAUCUGUGCAUACCUGCACCAGGAGCAAAGCGGCAAGGGGAAGCUGGACAAACCACGGCCGUCCAGCCUGUUGUGUGUCAUGGCAGACCAGACAUUGUUCUCAAUAGUCGAGUGGGCAAGAAGCUGUGUCUUCUUCAAGGAACUAAAGGUAGGAGAUCAGAUGCGACUGCUGCAUAACUGCUGGAGUGAGCUGCUGCUUCUCGAUCAUAUCUGCAGACAGGUGCAUCAUGGGAGAGACAACAGUCUGCUACUCAUUACAGGACAGGAGGUGGAUCUGUCGGCGGUGUCUGACGCGGGACCUCCUCUGGUCAGUAUGGUGCAGAGAGGACAGGAGCUGGCCAGGAGACUGCAGCUGCUGCAGGUGGACAGAAGAGAGAUGGCCUGUCUGAAGUUCCUCAUCCUCUUCAACCCCAAUGUGAAGCUCCUGGAGAACCAGCAGUAUGUGGAGAGCCUUCAGGAGCAGGUGAACAGCGCUCUGCUCGAGUACACGCUCUACUCUUACCCUCAGUGUCUGGACCGCUUCAGUCAGCUCAUACUGCGGCUGGCUGAGGUCCGGUCGCUCAGUGUGCAGGCCGAGGACUUCCUGUGCUACAAGCACCUGUGCGGAGAAGUGCCGUGCAACAAUCUGCUCAUAGAAAUGCUUCACGCCAAGAGGUCCACCGCCGUGUGAAAGUGACACUGCUUUGAGAGUUUAAGCCAU
Carassius auratus (goldfish) is the source of this 1638-nucleotide messenger RNA. RefSeq names its product nuclear receptor subfamily 5, group A, member 1a (gene nr5a1a). The record is from RefSeq and is a predicted model, not a curated record. Gene Ontology annotation, biological process: tissue development; hormone-mediated signaling pathway; regulation of transcription by RNA polymerase II. Gene Ontology annotation, molecular function: nuclear receptor activity; RNA polymerase II cis-regulatory region sequence-specific DNA binding; zinc ion binding. The transcript has 8 exons. NCBI's taxonomy places the organism in Eukaryota, Metazoa, Chordata, Actinopteri, Cypriniformes, Cyprinidae. Gene Ontology annotation, cellular component: RNA polymerase II transcription regulator complex. The coding region runs from base 199 to 1608 and encodes 469 amino acids.